Chiroxiphia lanceolata (lance-tailed manakin) is the source of this 2009-nucleotide messenger RNA. RefSeq names its product ring finger protein 7 (gene RNF7). Gene Ontology annotation, molecular function: cullin family protein binding; zinc ion binding; ubiquitin protein ligase activity. The transcript has 3 exons. Gene Ontology annotation, biological process: protein ubiquitination; ubiquitin-dependent protein catabolic process. Gene Ontology annotation, cellular component: Cul5-RING ubiquitin ligase complex; nucleus. Bases 28 to 372 code for a protein of 114 amino acids. The record is from RefSeq and is a predicted model, not a curated record. NCBI's taxonomy places the organism in Eukaryota, Metazoa, Chordata, Aves, Passeriformes, Pipridae.
CGGCCGCCGCGUCCCCGCCCCUCCGCCAUGGCCGAUGUGGAGGACGGGGACGAGCCAGGCGCCCCCCACUCGCUGCCGGGCUCCGCGGGCUCCAAGGCGGGCGGCCCCGACAAGAUGUUCUCGCUGAAGAAGUGGAACGCGGUGGCCAUGUGGAGCUGGGACGUGGAGUGCGACACGUGCGCCAUUUGCCGGGUGCAGGUCAUGGAUGCCUGUCUUAGAUGUCAAGCUGAAAACAAACAAGAAGAUUGUGUUGUGGUUUGGGGAGAAUGCAAUCAUUCCUUCCACAACUGCUGCAUGUCCUUGUGGGUGAAACAGAAUAAUCGCUGUCCCCUCUGCCAGCAGGACUGGGUAGUCCAGAGAAUAGGCAAAUAAAAACUGGAAGUUUUUUGUCUGUUGAACUUGUUGAAAUAGUGUGUGUCUUAUGCCAUAUGCUCAGUGCAAAAGAACGGAACAUGUCAAUCACAACAUGACUUGUUUAGUUUGUCUGCUGCAAAGGUCAGUGUGGGUUUGAUUUGUGCUCUUUGCUGUAGGAGGAGGCAAUGGUCAGUGUUACUGCAGGUGUUCUACAACUGAAAGGAGAGACACUACGUUAAAAUGUAUCUGCUACAAAUAACAUGUUACCUUUAGCAGAGCACAGAAGUGUGGUGGUGCAGAUUAUACCCUAAUUUAAUGUUUUUCCAUAGAUAAAUGAAUUAAUUGAAAGGAUUACCUUACCUGUAAGUCUGAUACACUGCAUAGUUUACUGUCAAGAUAAGGAAAAUGUUUUCUAAGUAAUAUUUUAUUCAAAAACACAGUCAAUGUGUUUUUUAGGAACUAUUUUGGUUUUUAAUCUAAAAUGAAGAGUGUGUAAAACAUUUACAAUGUGCUUUUUCCAUCACGCUGUAUUAAACAUUUCUAAUUCAGGUUUUCUUUAUGACUUUUGUUGUAUCUCUAAGUCUGCUGCUCUGUAAUAAUCUGUACAUAAUUUCUACACCAUAAUAUUAAAAUUUAACCACAUUAAUAAUUUUUUAUUUAUAUUUCUGUUAACGAUCAUGGAGACAUGUAUUUUUAAUCCAGAGAGAUUUGGUACAAAGACAUGGAUUUCAUAUCAGUUAACUAGAGGUGUAGACAAUCUUGCUGGUUAGCUCACUAAUAUAGGAAGCAAACAAAAUGGAUAAUUGAAAUAUCCCAAGGAAAACAAGCACUAACUAAAUCCAUGGGAAAAAAUGUUUAGUUGUGGUUUCAUGAAAAUUCAGUUAAUAGAAAUUUCUUUAUUAUCUUUUUACUGAUUACAGUGUUUUGGAAGCAUUGUUUCAUUUUUGUGGAAAUCCUCAAUAUAUCAUCUUUUUUAUAUGAAUUGCGAUCUUUUUCUUACAAAUAUUUAAGUGCUUGCCUCUGACUUUGUCUUUUCCCUAAAUAUCCAAAGUAAUUACUAUUAAUCUGAACAUAUGCUGUGGGGUGUUUUUAGUAUGUGUAAUGGAGAGGUAGAAUUACUGCUUUAAGUCUGUAACAAAUUCAGGAUUAAUAAAAUGGUUAAUCAACAUGGGUAAAAUUGAAGCAAUAUUAUAUGCAUUGUUUACUUCAGAAUUAUCAUCUUAAAUGUUUAAUGUGUUUCUCUGCAGAUGUACUUCUAUCUGGUUCUGUUUAAGUACAUUUAAAGAGGUUUAUCUUCACUGUAUAAAGUAGUUCCAAUGGCAAUCUUUGUGUCAUCAAACAUUUAUUCAGAGUUUUCUGUGGUUUUGUUUAUUACUUGUAAUCUUGUUUUUAAGAUGUUUUAAAUUUUUUAAAUACAGCUUUUGUCUCAUUACACACUGAGAUCAAAAAAAUCCUCUGUGUCACUGUUACACUGUGUCACAACCCUUGUCAUUAUCCCAGAUGAUGUCUGUCUUUUAACAGUAGUAAUGAAGUGCCUAUAGCAUUUACAUUGUUGAGGAGUAUUUCUGCUUGUGUACAAGUAUUCCCAAAAUUUUUGCAAAAAAAAGUAUGAGUGGAUGUGGAAAUAAAUUUUAGCUUGUCAUAGUUAAACUGUA